AUGUUCCUUUCACACUCUUCGAUUCCAGCCAUUUCCUUGGAAGGAGAAUUCGGUGCCGGUCCGGUUGUCGAUAACAUUCCCGUGCACGGAAUCCCAGUCAAAAGUUCGAAGAAGAUCUUCUUGCCGAACGCGAUGCGCUUCUUCCCCAGUGCGGAGACGGGAUCGACGAAGUUUGCUCGUCCAAGACAGGCCGGUCUCCACGGCUGCUGUCACGGGACGGUGGACCUCCGAUUCCACAGUCUGCCCGAUCGAGGCUCGUCGAAGCCCACUUGGAGCUCGGAGGACCUCCAACUCCUCGAGGGAUCGCCGCAUCGCGUGUUGGUGCUGAGCAAGCGCUUGAGGAACCGGAUGCCGAUGGAAACGGCGGCGAUGAUCGCCAGGCAGAGGUCCUCGAACGAAGUGAACGGUGAAGGCGCGGUUCCUCGCGACGACAAAGCCUCGCUUCCGGACGCGUCUUCCUUCGCGAACUGGCCUUUUGCCGAGGUCGUGUAUGGUGUGAGGAGCCACGUCUAGCGUCCGGACAGUGAGUGGACUGGGUUGUGUGUGUGAUCGGCGGCUCGCCGGCGUUGUGUCGCCGAGUCGAGAUAAUGGAAUUACUCGUUUCUUGGCUGGCAGUCCUGUCCCUUCCCUCGUGUUCCCGCUGUUAGAUGAUUUGUCGUGACGUGACCCGUUCUUCCGCGAUUUUUCAUGCGUCAUCUCUCUGUUGGCAGAAGAUUCUAACGCGGUGCAGAUCUCACUCAGGCCGUGUAAGUAUUGUGUAUUCUACUCUGAUGAGCUUUCGGCUUCGGAAAAUGUCAUCAACAGCAUCUUGCUCACGUUCUGUUUGCUUUCCAUCAACGCUAUUCAGCGCCUCUAUUUGGAACGCUUGCUUUCUUUUCCCCCUCGGCUUCACGCUGAAAUUCUCACGAGCUUCUUCUUCGGCCUUCGUGUUCAAACGCCGUUAAUUUGGACCGGACCUCUACUGGGUCGACCGAUUUCUCAAGGCCGCCGUCUCUUCCAUGCAGAACAGCCAUCUCGGGCGAUCGGCCAACUCGGUUGAACGUCCAUUCCAGAAUAUGGAGCCGCAGCCGCUGGGAAGGCCAGACUUGCUUUCACGAAUGAUCAACUCUGAUUGAUUGAGGAACUGGACUGUGAGAAUCCUUCAUUACCGCUUUGAGUUGAUAUAAUUUCUUGAAGUGGGAUUUGCAAAAUGUUUCGCACUCGUGACCGCUCAUUCACAGUGAGAAGUGAGUGACAAUCUUCGCAUCAAAUACAGUUUCUGUGCAAAAUACCUUUGGAAGUCUUGAUCUGCUGCAUCUGGAAGGGUUUGCUUUCAACACCCACCCGCUUGCUUGAAACCUCAAAUCACCGCAUGGUCCAACUGACAUUAGCAACUUUAUUUCGGUUGAUAUUUGUGACAAUCUCUCCUUCAGUGUCUUCCUUCGUGAAUCGAUUUCUUAAUGACUUAUUUCCGCCUUUUCGGACGAGGAAGUUGGGCACUCCUGAUUCUACGUUGACAGUGAUAGGACAGCCCCUCACGAAGAUGAUUGGUAGGAAGAGGGGAAGAAAGGAAAAGGACAGGAGAACAAAAAAGGACGCAAAGCGGAAAAUGUAUUCGAUUAUCUUCGAAAAUGUGCGCGAUAUCCUGUUCUUGUCACUGAGAGGAAAUAGGAUGACUAUAAUAUAAACAGGGAAGAGCAAGCGAAGGAAAAGGAGAGAAUGUAGGUAUGUGUGGUAUUGAUCCCAAGGGAUGUUGACUCUUUUUCUCGCCGGACAAUGAAGCGAGAGGCGAGGGGGACUGGUUGCCAAUCACGAGACCCUCGUAAUGACCUCCAAUGUAAAUUAAUUGGAAGGGGGGGAAGAGAAAGGAGCAUGUUCGUGGGUCACGGGUGACAGUUACGCAUGGGGUCCUUACCCCGCCUCCCUCGUUUCCAACUGGGGGGAGCCCAGUGUACACAACACCUUCCAUAUUGAAUCCUCUUCAUCGUGCUUCACCGUGAUCGUGUUUCGAAAUUCGAUAUCCUCGUAUGCGCGAUUGUUGUUCGGGUAUCCAGCAUCAUGACACUGACAGAGGGUAAAUAUGUUGUACCGC
Messenger RNA from Darwinula stevensoni, 2071 nucleotides. NCBI's taxonomy places the organism in Eukaryota, Metazoa, Arthropoda, Ostracoda, Podocopida, Darwinulidae. The record is from the annotation of a GenBank genome assembly.